AUGGCCACUGUCUCCGUCAUCGGCAGUCGUGGGUUCGGACAACGGCUUCAAGUGUCUCUCGGUGAUUCGCCUAUGGAGCCAGUCUUCCCGGUCGGAUUCGGCAUCCCUGACAAGCCGCCGGCGGAUAAGCCGGUGCUUUCGGUCAUCAACUAUGAGAAGCGUGGUGGGCUUCCCAGCUCUGGAGAGUCAACCCAGCUCGCUUCUCCGGGUCCAUCUCAGCAGCCAAUCCCUGGAUCUGGCCAUCCAUAUGGUCUCGAUACGACCCAGGUUGGCGUGGAUUUCGUGCUAUUCAUGGAACGAUGUUGUAUAUACCAUGUACAUCAACUUCAAGACGCCGAAGAGCCGAAUGGACACGCUUUCACUGCACUAGCACCUCUUCUUACCCAAGCUCCCACGGUGCUAGACGACUGCACCUCGUGGCAGAUCCCCGCAAGCGAACUCGACAGGCUACUCGAGUUGUCUUCGGCCCUCCACCUGGACGGCGAGCUCACCCCGGUUGAGAUGUGGAUGCGGAUCAAACAACAUCCACUAUUCCAUAAGCUCAACCGAGAAGGACUGCAGCAGUUGAGCCAGGCGUUGAUAGCAGGAGUACAGUGUUUUGGUUUCGGCGCAACUUUUGAAGAGCAAUUCUUUGCAAGUACUCUUGAAGAAUUCUUUGGCACUCUGAAAGAAUAA
This is a messenger RNA of Histoplasma mississippiense, 675 nucleotides long. RefSeq lists its product with no specific name. Bases 1 to 675 code for a protein of 224 amino acids. Lineage: Eukaryota; Fungi; Ascomycota; Eurotiomycetes; Onygenales; Ajellomycetaceae. The transcript is spliced from 3 exons. The record is from RefSeq and is a predicted model, not a curated record.